GACUCACCACUAGACAACCCAACCGGUCACACAUAACCAUGCAGGCACCACCACACGCACAGAGACGAAGAGGAGGUCCAAGCCGACAUGUCCGUGACAGAAAGUAAGAGCGAGGUCUUCACCAUAGCCGCCGGGCCCGACACCGGAGAGGCGCACGCAGAGAAGGGUGACCUGAGGAAGCUGAAGAAGAGGAGGGCAGCCGUGUUUGAGCAGUAUGUGCAGCCGUGCGCGGCGGAGCUGCUCGGCAGCUGCCUGUUUGUGUUCGUCGGCUGCGCGUCCGUGAUGGGCAGCGCCGGGCUGGAGGGCUCCGUGCAGCCGGCCGUGGCCCACGGGCUGGCCCUCGCCGCGCUCAUCUCGGCGUUCGGGGAGAUCAGUGGAGGCCAUCUGAACCCGGCGGUGUCUCUGAGUGUCUACCUGUGCGGCGGGAUGGAGCUGGGCCUGCUGGGGCCUUAUGUCCUCGCUCAGAUGUCAGGAGGCAUGAUCGGCGCCAGCUUGGCAAAGGCUGUUUAUCCAAAGCCCCAGUUCAUCCUGUCGUCCGGAGGAGCGUUCACGGCGGUGCGGAGCAGCCACGCACUGGGAGGAGCCACGGUGGCGGAAGUGAUGAUGACGCUUUUCCUGUCCACGGUGGUCUGCAUGGCCGCCGUCAACAGCCGGACACGCUCCAAACUGGCCCCUUUCUGCAUCGGCCUCACGGUGACCGCCGGCAUACUGGCCAGCGGGCCAGUGUCUGGAGGCUGUAUGAACCCGGUCCGAGCCUUUGGCCCUGCGGUGGUGGCAAAUCACUGGGACCAUCACUGGAUCUACUGGGUGGGACCGGUGUGCGGCGCCCUGCUGGCUGUCAGCCUCAUUCGGUUGCUGUUUGGGGACCAGAAGACUCGGGUGGUGUUAAAGUAAAUUUCGUCAAACCUCCUCGUUGUUCAACAAUGGCACUUUUUCCACCUGGGCGUCAGACGGGGCAGUCCUGUGGAGACUGGAGGGGAACCGACCUUUUAAGUCACGUCCUGUGUGACAUAUAGUGUGACAUAUAGUAUGACGUAUAGUGUGACAUAUAGUGUGACAUCUAGUGUACCAUAUAGUGUGACAUCUAGUGUACCAUAUAGUGUGUUCUGAGUUUCCCCUCAUGCAUCAGAAUGUCUUUUCAGUUGAUGUUAAUGGUGUUUCAUAUUGUGAUCUUGUAGUGAAUUGUGCGACAGUGCUGUGCGGUGGGACCCUGUGGUGCACGUGGGUUGUGCAGGACCUCCGCCGGUGGUAUUUGAUAACUGAUGAUCUCCCUCGAUUAAAU
Molecule: messenger RNA, 1282 nt
Organism: Lampris incognitus (smalleye Pacific opah)
Lineage: Eukaryota; Metazoa; Chordata; Actinopteri; Lampriformes; Lampridae
Gene: aqp8a.1
Product: aquaporin 8a, tandem duplicate 1
Exons: 5
Coding region: 88-894 (268 amino acids)
Biological process (GO): transmembrane transport; water transport
Cellular component (GO): plasma membrane
Molecular function (GO): water channel activity
Source: RefSeq, a predicted model, not a curated record